CUUUCUAACUCUUCAGGCGCUGUUUAUGAAAAAGACACAAUUACACAGACCCUCUUAACUGCAUGAGGAUGUUUAAAGUUGCUUCUCUCAUCUUGUUGCUUUAUGCCACUGCCAGUGUCGGAUGGCCUACACACAUCAUCUGCAAGAAUGAUCGCCUGGAAAUAAGCUACAGAAGCUGUGAUCCGCUGCAAGAUCUUGCUUUUAGCUUUUCCAGCUGCUCCAGUGUAGUGCCCCAAACUAUUAACAUCAGAUUAGCAACCAUUUUAAGGCACAGCAUAAGGGAGCUGUCUGUGGAAGUAAGUCUUGUCAUCAAUGGAAAGAGCGUCCCAGUGUACUCCAAGCAACUUUGUGAGCAGGAUCACCCACAGUUUCAUUACUGUGGAAAGAGGAAAGGAGAACUUGUCUACUAUGAAGGGCCUGUCUCGGUAGGAUUUCAUGACCUCCCUCAGGGAGACUUUGAUGUAAAGGUGGAGUUCUUCAAUGAAGACCAUCGCACUAUUAUUUGUGCUGACUUUACAGUUAAGAAUCACUGAGGGGGUGGUGUUAUUAUUGCAGUCACUAAGAGACAUGGUUAAAAGCAGCAUAAGCUGGAGAAGCGUUUUUAAAACACCCUACCAUCUGCAAUCCAAUAGAUGUGGUGUAGCAAAACAAUGGAAUGUAGAAGUUUAGGUGCAAUUCCUGCUUACCUUCUAUUGCUUUUAAGGAAAUUGCAAAACCUCCUGUAUGUGCAGUAUAUUCAGCUCUCCUUCCUAUCACUCUCAGCUUCUUUUUAUAACACAAUUUGUUUAAACUCAAGGAGCGGUUAAGGGUCAUUAACAGCAAAUCAAUUUCCCACACAGAUUCUCACCCAAAUCCAUUCCCCCUUGGAUGAAUUUUCUUCAAGAGGAUUCAUUUUCCUCCCAGACUGUCCUCCACAAAGGACCACUGGUGCCUUUUCAUCCCAGUGAUUCCAGCUCUCCUUCAGUCUUUGGGGUUUGUGCACAAUCUGCUACUGAGCCCUUGGGAGGAAGGGAGGAGAAGGUGGAUUCAUACCAAUGAAAGCCCUAGAUCACAGAUACAGAAACUGUGGCCCUCUAGAUGUUGUCAGACUCCAACUCCCAUCAGCCCCAGCCAGCAUGGCCAAUGGCCAGGGAUAAUGGGAGUUCUAGUCCAACAACAUCUGGAUGGUCACAGGUUCUCCAUCCCUACACUAGACACUGCCAGAGAUGCUCAGAAAGACACCAGUCUACCUCUCCACCCAAGCUAUGCCAUUUCUUUACCAAAGAAAUGGGAUUCAAACAAAGCAAAGCAUGGUGCUUAAAAGAUAUUAAUGGGCAUCUGCUACCAAUCAACAACCACCCAUGUCAAUGAGUGAGACCUCCUCGCCCAUCCCUAACACUCCUCCAUGAAAAACAAUCCCAGUGCCUAUGUGGCAUUCUGUUGUGAUCUGUGCACGCAGACCAGAAAGCAAACCCCAUGGACAACAUUUUUGAAUGGGUACUACCUAGCCCAGAAUAUACCUCUGAAUUCUCAAAAUCACCACCACUACUCCAGUAUCCCCUUAUCAGAUACAGUGUUGCCAUUUCUUAUUAUGGGGAGGAGGGAGGAAUCUUUUUGACCCAAUCUUAGUACUAUAUUUCUUGGAAUGAACCAGCUAGUAAUUCAUCUAUGACUACUUCCACAUACAAUGGCAUAGUUCCAUGUGGUCUCUCCUAUCAUUGAAUAGAAUGUUGAUGUUCUGAAAGAAGUAGCCUUCUGCCUAAUCAUGUUAGUGGACUAAUAAGUACAGCACGAGACACAGCUGAAAAUGAACACACUGCAUUCAAAAAGUUAAUGAACAGAAUUGUGCAAAAUUACAAGACAACGCAAAGGAUGUAAAUGUAGCUACCUUAAAAUAAAUGUUAAUUCUAAUAGAAUGGU
Rhineura floridana is the source of this 1899-nucleotide messenger RNA. It is a transcript of the gene LY86, whose product is annotated as lymphocyte antigen 86. The transcript is spliced from 5 exons. Lineage: Eukaryota; Metazoa; Chordata; Lepidosauria; Squamata; Rhineuridae. Bases 63 to 533 code for a protein of 156 amino acids. Gene Ontology annotation, biological process: innate immune response; positive regulation of lipopolysaccharide-mediated signaling pathway. The record is from RefSeq and is a predicted model, not a curated record.